Molecule: messenger RNA, 2269 nt
Organism: Homarus americanus (American lobster)
Lineage: Eukaryota; Metazoa; Arthropoda; Malacostraca; Decapoda; Nephropidae
Exons: 6
Coding region: 122-2203 (693 amino acids)
Molecular function (GO): sequence-specific DNA binding
Source: RefSeq, a predicted model, not a curated record
CUCACAGGAAAAUAUAUACUAUAAACGACACAAACAGAAGCUGAGAUCUGUGGGCUUGGGACAACAGCUGCCAGUUAUUACUCCUUAACACUGCACAGUACUGAUACAAAAUACUGUUAAUAUGGAUGGUUCAGAAGAGGAGGCAAUUUUAGCAAGUCUGGCGGAGUUAGAGUGUGAAGGAAGUCGAGGCUGCUGCAUCAAAAACUGUAAGAACUUCACGUACAGGACUGACGUUGUCUACUUUAAUGUGCCUGACCAACUUGAGAGACGAUCAAUUUGGUUAAAACAGCUAAGUGAGUUCAUAUCUGAAGGUGAUGAAAGUUCUCACUUGUUGAUUUGCUCAGAUCACUUCCAUUCAAGAGAUAUCAUUCACAACAGUGCCCAACCAGAGCUCAUGCCAUCUGCUCUACCACACAUACAAGAAUUUACACACAUUGGAAACCCUGAAAAUGACAAGGAUGUGACAGAGAACUGGGGGGAUGAGGACCAACUGUGUUUCACAACAGGCAAAAGAGCAAGAGUUAUCGGGAUGACUGUGGAGGAUGCAGAUGAUUUACCGAGUUGUCAUCAGCUACUGCAAGAUUCAAGCCAGGGUGCCCAGAUUGAACAAAAGAAAUCAAUUAAAAUGGAACCAGUAUCUGAGGCAGAGGAUAAUUAUAGUAGUUUUGUGGAUUCAUUCACAAAUUCCAAGACUCAAAACACAGCUGAGGGAAAUACCAGCACAAUGACUGGUCCCAGGAAAGUCAGAAUGAAUAUAUCAUCUGAUAUGAUGGAAAAGUUUCUUAAAGAAGGAAAAUUAGAGAAACAAGCAAGUGGGUCAUAUCGUGUAAUGGAGAAUGUGUUCAAGGAAAUUGAAGAGAGCAUAUGUGGUUCAGAAGCACCUGCUCAGACAACUGCAUCUCCAAGUAAAAAUCUUUCAAGCCCAACAGUUGUAUUUAGAAGGAAACGCGGUCGUCCAAGAAAGGGAACGUUCAUACCUCGGACAACACCGUCUCAGGAUUCGGAAUCGGUUGUUGCAAGCCAUUCCCAAGCUUCAUGUUCCAGCCCCCAGACUGGGAAGAUGAGCAGCAAAACUAGUACAACAAUGCCACUGAUAUACGAUAGUACAGAAGAUCCUGGAGAUGCUGAGACUGACACUGACAACAAACCAAAAAGGAAAAGGAGAUCUAAGGUAUUAGAUGAUUACGUUGCCGAUUUUAAUACGUCAGAUGAGGAGGAUAUGAAUCUAACGACAGGUUUUUCAAAAUUUACAAACCGUGGUAGAGGCAGAGGACGGGGCAGAAGAGCCGAGCCAUCUUUGACAUUUGACGACGAUCUUUUUACCAGCUAUGUUAGUGUUUUUGGAAAGAAAUUCUCAUUACAGGAAGACUUUCCAGAUGAAGAUAUGCUUGAAGGAAUGAGUGAUAAUGAAGAAGAUAUGUACUCUCCCUCCAGCUCAAAUAAAUCAAAGUUGCUUGAAAUAGCUAAGCAAGGGGAUGAUAUAAAAGAUAGAGUGGAGGCUAUGAUUGGUCCAAGUGGGAAAACCAAAGUACAGAUAGUAGAUACAGGUGAGACAUCAUUUUUGAAUGAUGAAGAGAAUGUUAUUUAUCAUGUGAUUACAACAACAGGCAAGAAAACAAGCACUAUACCUCUCCUGAUUCCUAAGGUAAUGGAUGAUGGAGAAAGUGAAGCUGACAGUAAAGACUUACCAUCAACAUCUCACAUUAAACCUACAUUAAUUGAUGAAGAAAAACUGGAGACAGACAUAGAAGUGGAUGGCACUAAACCAAAACUCUCGUCACGAGGGAGGAGGAUAAAGAGCAAGCAAUUGAACAGGACGUACAAUCAACAAGUGGCAUCGUUGCGACAGAGGUAUUGUCGUGCAGUUCAGGAAUUAAGAAAGAGACCAAGAGUGUACACAUUGGCCGACCUUGUGUAUGGUGCCUCACGGUUCCUGACUGAGGACCAGCUUGUGUUCUUCACACUGCAGCUCAAGUCUGGUUGUAAUAACAUGCAAGGCAUCAGAUUUAGUGUGCGAGAGAAAAUGUUGGCAUUGGCAUUUUAUCUUCAGAGCCCAGCACUGUACAAGUGGCUUCGGGUGAUUUUUCAUUUGCCCACAAAGUUGAUAUUGGAGCGAUGGUUGGAAGGCAUUGCCAAGAGUGAUCCAGAUGCAGCCAAAAGACUUAUGUAUCAUGUCUACACAAGAUAUGUGUUCAGGUCAUAAACCUGAUGUGUUUACAGUACAGUACUGUAUAGUUAUACUAUACUGUACAGUAUAUUCUUAUAAAAA